GACUGAGUGAGGGGUGGAAAAAAUGCUGUUGUUGAGGAGAGGCCUGGGAGCUUGCUGCCUGAAUCUCCAGAGCCUGUGCAGUGGGUCCUGCAAACGUUCACUGUUCACCGCCCAGAGCAUGCGUUCCCUACACCCUCCCACCAGAUCCUGACGGCUGUCAUGGCGUGCCCCCUGGAGAAGGCCCUGGAUGUGAUGGUGUCCACCUUCCACAAGUACUCGGGCAAAGAGGGUGACAAGUUCAAGCUCAACAAGUCAGAGCUAAAGGAGCUGCUGACCCGGGAGCUGCCCAGCUUCUUGGGGAAAAGGACAGAUGAAGCUGCGUUCCAGAAGCUGAUGAGCAACCUGGACAGCAACAGGGACAACGAGGUGGACUUCCAGGAGUACUGUGUCUUCCUGUCCUGCAUCGCCAUGAUGUGUAACGAAUUCUUUGAAGGCUUCCCAGAUAAGCAGCCCAGGAAGAAAUGAAAGCUCCUCCCAUGGGGUUGGGGGGUCUGCCAGCUGGGGCCUUCCCUGUCGGCAGUGGGUACAGGGCCCCUCCCUGGCUUCUUCAGACCCGUGCUUGAUGCUGAGCAAAUUCAAUAAAGAUUCUUGGAAGUUUUGAG
This is a messenger RNA of Cebus imitator (Panamanian white-faced capuchin), 602 nucleotides long. It is a transcript of the gene S100A4, whose product is annotated as S100 calcium binding protein A4. The record is from RefSeq and is a predicted model, not a curated record. Gene Ontology annotation, molecular function: transition metal ion binding; calcium ion binding; RAGE receptor binding. The transcript has 3 exons. Gene Ontology annotation, cellular component: nucleus; cytoplasm; perinuclear region of cytoplasm. The coding region runs from base 160 to 465 and encodes 101 amino acids. NCBI's taxonomy places the organism in Eukaryota, Metazoa, Chordata, Mammalia, Primates, Cebidae. Gene Ontology annotation, biological process: positive regulation of canonical NF-kappaB signal transduction.